AUGUCUGGCUGGGACGCAAACUCCGAUGCCUCAUACCAGACAUCGCGCAAGAAGUCCUCGUACGGGUACAAGAAGGGAAAGCGUGCCAUUUCUUCCAAGAAAGUCACCGCAACCGAGUCGUUGACGAACUACGGCAACGACGGGAUGUGGGCAGGUCCCAUCACCAUCGGUGGAAAGACCUUCACCAUCGACUUUGACACUGGGUCCGCCGAUCUCUGGGUUCCGUCGGUAAACUGCACCUCCACCGCCUGCUCCGGAAAGAACCUCUAUAACUAUACCAAGACAUUCAAGUCCGUCACCCCUGGAUUCACCGCAAACUACGGCAUGGGCUCCGUCUCCUGCAACAAAGGAACCGAGACCGUCACGGUCGCUGGUCUUAAGGCAACGAUGCAAACUUUUGGAUACUGUUACUCCCUCGACUCUGGCUUCGGUGGGAACUUUGCUGCAGAUGGGUUAAUGGGCAUGGCAUACCAAUCCAUCGCACAAUCCGGCGGCAAGCCAUUCUUUAACACCCUUAUCUCGCAAAACAACAUGAACGGAAUUUUCUCCUUCCGCCUCGCACGGGCUUCGGGAGGACAAGCGUCGACGCUCACUCUGGGUGCUGUGCCGAGUGGAUACUCUGUUACUUACACCCCCGUCGUUUCCAAGGACUAUUGGCGUGUCAACCAGUCUGCGGUGUAUGUGAACGGUAUCGCAGCCGUCGCAUCAACCCAAGCCGCAAUCGACACUGGAACGACUUACGUCGUCGCUCCCUCCGCUGACGCCGCCGCAUUCUACGCCGCCAUCCCCGGCUCCACAAACCUCGGCUACAUGGGCUACCCCUCCUACUACGCCUUCCCCUGCGACGUUAGUAUUCCUACCGUCCAGUUCAACUAUGGCGGAAAGAACUUCACCAUGAACUCUGCGGAUUUCAAUUUGGGGCUGUUGGCUGCGGGAAGUAAUAUGUGUGUGGGAACGAUUGUUGCGAGUGAUAUGUUUAGCAAUAUGUGGGUUGUUGGGGAUUCGUUUUUGAAGAGUGUCUUGACUGUGUAUGAUUUCACGAACAACAGGGUUGGGUUUUCGCCUGCCGCCUAA
Saitoella complicata NRRL Y-17804 is the source of this 1074-nucleotide messenger RNA. RefSeq names its product acid protease. The transcript has a single exon. Gene Ontology annotation, biological process: proteolysis. Bases 1 to 1074 code for a protein of 357 amino acids. Lineage: Eukaryota; Fungi; Ascomycota; Saitoellomycetes; Saitoellales; Saitoellaceae. Gene Ontology annotation, molecular function: aspartic-type endopeptidase activity. The record is from RefSeq and is a predicted model, not a curated record.